This is a messenger RNA of Staurois parvus, 500 nucleotides long. NCBI's taxonomy places the organism in Eukaryota, Metazoa, Chordata, Amphibia, Anura, Ranidae. The record is from the annotation of a GenBank genome assembly.
AUGUGCCACUUUCAGGUCUCCUUACACUGUUUGGUGAGGUUCCAUUUUGUCAUAGGGUGCUGGCAGAUUACGGGCCUCCCAUUGCUGCUGCCAGGCCCCUAUCUCUGCCAAUGGGGCCCCCGUACCGCCUGUCCUCAAUGCUGCUGCCAGGUCCAGAGUGUGUCAUGGGGUCCCUGUACGGGCCCUCCCAUUGCUGCUGUACUCAUCGCCACACUCUGCCAUGUGCCACUUUCAGGUCUCCUCACACUGCUGGUGGGUUCAUUUUUGUCAUAGGGUGCUGUAUGGCUCCAUUGCUGCUCUGCCUCCAGCCGCCACAUGUGGCUCCACACUCUGUUUUGGGCCCCCGUGACUGCCCAAAUGAGUGAAGUGUGCGGUGAUUCUAAGAUCGAGCCGGCACUCAUCUGCAUGUCAUACUGACUGACAGUAUUAUUUCUCUUCCCCAGCAGACUCCAAGGGCAUUUUUAAAUUAAAGGUUUACAGUGAUUUCUGCACUAAUAUUA